AAAUAUUUAGUAUUUUAUUAAUUUAAUUAAGAAAACAAGCAAUAGUUUUUUAAUAUUAUGUCAAGAUAGUCUUUUAAGGCUCCUGAUAAAGGUAGUUUUCCUCUUGAUCAUUUCCAUGAAUGCGAUGAAUUUGCUAAAGCAUACAAUUCUUGCGUUUUGAAACAUUAACUCAUGCCUAAAAGAUGUAGAUAGCAUUAAAUAGAUUAUUUAGGUUGUAGAAUGAAAGCUGGACUUAUGGAAAAAGAAGAGUUUGAAAAGCUAGGUUUUACUGAAGAGAGUUCAUGGGAAAACGAAGAAGCUGAAUAAAGAUAUUUGUUUAAUAAGAUUCAAAAGAUAAAGGAAAAAGCUUAAUAAAAUGUUAAUUAAAGAAUGAAGGAAAAACAAUAAAUGGGGGAUUAAAAAGUUGAUUAUUCAAAGCCCGAAGGUUUGAAUUGA
Tetrahymena thermophila SB210 is the source of this 435-nucleotide messenger RNA. Its product is annotated as CHCH domain protein. Lineage: Eukaryota; Ciliophora; Oligohymenophorea; Hymenostomatida; Tetrahymenidae. Gene Ontology annotation, cellular component: mitochondrial intermembrane space. Gene Ontology annotation, biological process: mitochondrial respiratory chain complex IV assembly. The record is from RefSeq and is a predicted model, not a curated record. The transcript has 2 exons.